Molecule: messenger RNA, 2443 nt
Organism: Spodoptera exigua (beet armyworm)
Lineage: Eukaryota; Metazoa; Arthropoda; Insecta; Lepidoptera; Noctuidae
Source: the annotation of a GenBank genome assembly
CUGGCUGUCAAACGUAUCGAACGCCUUCGGUCGGCUCGCUGCGAUUCACCAGUCGACCGUGCUAUAAAAUUACAGAGUAUUGUUGUGAUUGCGUCGGCAUCGGCUUCGUGUAUGAACUGUGUCAUAAAAAUGAAUACAGUGUCGUGUUUAGUGAUUAAAUAACAAUGCCAAUUGUAAUGUACAUUAGUGUUGUGCUGUGAAACCGUUGUUUGGUGCUGUUUAAGAUGACCGAGAAAAAUAAAUCGGAAAAGAUGACUAAUGCAUCCAAACCUGUUCCCAUGAAACUUUUUGCAGCCUGGGAAGUGGACAGGACGCCUUCCAACUGCAUUCCCAGGCUGUGCACACUUCGGAUUACCAGGCUCCGAGUAUGCGGUGCGCUGGGCGAGACGGGCGGUGGCGCUGCCAGCGGCGCGGGCGCCGGCGCCGUCAUCCUUGCCGCGCGCAUGCACAGCUCCAAGCGGACGCUUCGGUCCAACGACAUCACAGUACCACCGCUUGAUGUCGAGCUCGACCUUUGCUUCUCAUUGCAAUACCCUCACUUCGUCAAACGGGAUGGUAACAGAUUACAAAUCAUGCUACAGCGUCGCAAGAAAUACAAGAACCGCACAAUUCUGGGGUACAAGACUUUGGCUGAGGGUGUUAUCAGGAUGGACCAGGUACUCCAAAGGUCAAUGGACAUGGAGCUGGAGCUAACAGGCGUUGGUGGCAAGGUCGGCGCUGCUGCAGGACAGCCAGUCGCCAAGCUGACCAUCACUGGCCUCGCGUCCACUCCCGUAGACCAUGACACUAAGAACAACAAUACUUUGCUUAUUACAGAACGAGGCUAUUCAGAUGAAGAAGAAGAAGGGGAAUUCAGUUCGGUAGAGGAAGCCGAUGAAAUGACGUACGGAGCUCCCGCCAGGCGGCGCGCGCAUCGACAAUUGGCGUUCAACAAAACUGACUUAUCAUAUACCAAGCAACGCAAUCUGAAGCAGAAGUUCGCGGCGCUGUUGCGACGGUUCCGAGUGCCCGAGGAACUGUCGGAGCGAGGCGCAACUAGGGACACGCAUCACGCGCAACACGACAUUGAUGAACUAUUCCAGGAACUGGAAUCAUUAUCAUGCGGCGAGGGCGAGGAUUCAGGACCAGAUCAGAUGGAUACUAUCAGUAUCGGUUCCACACCCAAACCCUCUCUCAGACCUUUCUUCAGCAGCUCCAGGAGUCUCGCCAAUCAGGAGCAUCACAGGCAUUCCAAUGAAUCAGAAGCGGUAAGAAGUUCAGCUGGGGAUGAACGAGCGAGUGAUGGUAACAGUGAUGGUGAUGCCACCAUCGACGCGCCCGUGUCGGGUGCCUCCGUGUCCAGCUCCCCACCUAACGAGAUCAAGGUCAGGGAGGACAAGCGGUCCCGGUUAUUUCGCAGCGCGACUAGCGGUGGUAACCUUAUACCUGGCGGUGGGGUCACGCGCAAGAAGAACUCGCUUGUAGUUGGCACGGAGAGGCCGCUCUCUGCGCACGAGUUGCCUGCACAGAGUCCCACCACUUUGGAGCCGCGGCGUACAUGGGCGGAGCAGGUGUCGCGGCUGGCGGGCGAGGAGCUGGCGGGCGAGUGCGUGGGCGUGUGCGGGGCGGGUGCGGGCGCCGCGCAGGCCGCGCUGCUGGCGCUGCGCGUGCCCGCCGCCACCGCGCCCUCGCCCGCGCCCGACCCACGCCCUCUGCUGCACGCGCUCAUAUCCAGGGCUAAGCAGGGAGCCCGUCGUUCGUGUAUCCGCGUGGCUAUCUGCGGCGGGGACGCGGCGGCCAGCGCGGCCCUGCGCGCGCAUGCCGAGCUGGGCGCGCGACGCCCGCACGAUGCACCCACGCUGCGCUUCUACUUCGUACCCAUCGGUCCCAGUGUGAUAGCGCGCCACCUGGCGGCGUCGGACGGCGGCUACGCGUCACUAUUCACGGGCGACUCGUGGGCCAAUAUCUGCGAGCGAGCCGCCGAUGGCUCCGCGCCUGAUGUCGCCGAAAUGUCCUCAAGAAUCGGCAGGUAUCUGAACAGCAUCGGUCCAGUGAACAAUAUGCCGAUCGGCGAGGCGAUGGUUGCUUACAGGGAGAAGUCGGGCGACGAGGACGCCAGCCAGACAUUCGUGCCAUUCAUUGCGGUAAUUUAUUUUUAAACAUUCAAUCGUAGCAAUCGGUGACAAGGUCGUAGGGUCGUAGUGCUCCGGAGGGUGAGACACCCGCUUCUCAUGCAUAAGGGUGCGGUUUUGAAACCUGGCAAGUACCCCGAGUUAUAUGUAGGCACUCUCUAUAAUUAUUUAGACACCACUGACAUACGGAGAAGACAGAUGUUGAGAUGGAUGUGUGGUGUGACGAGAAUGGAUGAAGUGAGAAAUGAGUAUAUUAGAGGAAGUUUGAAAGUGGCGCCAGUGACUGAAAAGUUGAAAGGGAACCGUUUGUAUUGGUAUGGCCAUGUGAAAAG